Messenger RNA from Lolium perenne, 6258 nucleotides. Lineage: Eukaryota; Viridiplantae; Streptophyta; Magnoliopsida; Poales; Poaceae. The record is from RefSeq and is a predicted model, not a curated record.
CUUCCACUCCCACUUCCCAACGCACGCAUUUCUUCUCCAUCCAUCCAUUAACUCCGCCGCCGCCGCCGCUCCAGUUCCCCUCUCGGCUCUCCUGAUCCAGAGCCGCCGUGCCUCCCUCCCGCCGCCCUGAAGCCACUUCCCAACGUAUCCCCUCCCCAUGGUGACCGGGGAACUCUCCACCCACAGGUGAUGCGCGCGCGAGAGGAUCCACCGUCGGGCGGACUCCAUGGUCAAGCUCGUGCAUGUUGUUGGCCGACUCACGGCGAGCGAUCCCAAGGCAGCGAGGUCAUGGGGCGGGCGGUGGAGAAUCGGCAACCUCCGCCCCUAAACCAGCCCCUCCUAACCAAUUCCACGACCGGCGUGAGGAGCUCGCCGUGGCGCUGCAUCGCCGCCGGGGAGGCGCGGAGGAAGAGUUGGUGGUUGCCUGCCCGGAGCUGCUGCUACCUGCAACCACUGCCCCGAGCUGCAACACCGGCGACGUCCCCAAGAUCCUACCGCCGGCCACUUCUCCGGCAUGCUGCUGACGGUCACACCCCAGCCAUCUGUUGCGUGGAUUCAGAUGUAGACUUACUAAAGAAAAUCCACAUCAUGAUGGAAGUGAUGCUUCUGAAGUAAAGCAGCAAGAUUGUAAAUGUGAUCUCAAAACAGAGAAAAAGAACAGAAAGUCUUCCACGGGAAAGAUCUCCAAAGAUGAAAAGAAUGCACUCAAUGCAUGCUUAUCGUCACGUUUUCUCUGGAUUGGUGCAUGUCCUGUGAAAAGUAAAUUUAUCGAGUACCUGAAUCAUGUAAAGCUGGAUCAUGUGCCAGGACUGACUCGUGUUGAGUUGGGUAUUAUAUAGAGGUCUCUUGAAAAUCCAUGCUGACUGUCGAAGUGGUUUUUACACGAGGAGAAAGAGAAGCUUUCUUGGUACAUGACUCAGUGAGACAACACUAUGUUGAACUCCAGUCUGGUGUUCAAGAAUGUCUACCGACUGACCUCGGUAGACCUUUAGCAGUUGGACAGCUGUCACAGCCUGUCAUCCCCAAACCAGGGAACUUUGUGAUGGCAAUGUUUUUACUCUUGACUGUGAUAGUUGCCGGGUUCAAUUUGAUCGGUUGGAGCUAGGUGUUGAGUUUGUGAUGGUAUUGAUUGUAUGCCACUACACCCACUAGAAGUUCUCCCGAAUAUUUCCGACGGCAAAAUAUCAUGAAUAAAUACUAGAAGCUUCUCAGAAGUAAAAUUGGAGGAUCGAUUCAGAGUGUAUGGUGGUGGCGGUGCAGCAAGAUUCGUACCAAAUGAAAUGUUCAAAGUGACGGGGGGAAUGCUUUUGUGAAAAUAGGAGAAGAACUAGGCAAUCUAAAUAUCCGUGGUACCGGCUCUGGUCUUAGCCUACUAGGCAUAAGGCGGAUACUUAGCGACUCAGGACAGCAUGUCAUGAUUCCAAGGUUGCCCAAGGGUCGUGAUUCCGAAGUGCAGUUUCCUUCAGAGCUGAUUUCAUCCUGUGUAGCUACCAUCCUUAAUUGGCAUUAGAAUGAGUAUCAUAUGCUAUUAAUACCGGUUAUUUUCUCGGUAAACUGGUUGUUGGACAGUAUGCAUCAAGAAUGCCAUCAGCAACACCGUCACCAAGGUGGUGCCGUCACGAGGGACAAUGAGGCCUUGGUUGGGUACCUCUUCGAGUGGUGGUCGGUCUACUGUGAUGUGCACGGUUCUACUUGUCACUACUAUUGCUUGCUCUAUUGUUGUUGUGGCUAACCAAUAGUACUACUUUACUGCAAAUGUUCAUAUGCAUACCUCGAGGAGACAUAAUCUUAUCGUAUAGCAUACUGGAAGUUUUCAAAUCAACUGCUGACACAGGAAUCCAUCCCCGACCUAGCUCCUGCAACUCUGUUGCGCCUUGGCGGCAUUUGCCGCCGCCGCGCUGCUCCGGCCGCGAGCACGCCCACUCACCGCCCCAUGCCCCAUGGCCCUCCAAGACCCCGACAACCCACCCUCCCCCUUUGCCCCGCCCCCUCGCCCCUGCUCCCCUGCUGCAAGAUAUCGAGAUCCAGAUCCUGCGGCUGCCGCCCCGUCGGUCGGGGUUCCGUCCGGCGAUGCGCCCAGAGCUCCUCCCGCUGCACCCAGAGCUGCUGAUGCUGGAAGCCUGCUGCUCUCUCCGGAGGAGCCUGCCGCCACGACCCAGCUGCCGCCCCCUGUGGUUCGGCUCCCGGAGAUGGUGGGGACGCCUUCUGCUACGCCAAGCGAGCCGCUGGUUGUGGAGAGGAAGUGGGAGGAGGUUGGAGGACGGCGUCGCCAACGGCUGGAGAAGGGGACGGCGUAGCCUCAGAAGGAGGCUGGGCUGUCCCUCAUCUUCAAGCGGAGAACCUUGGGCCUCUGUUUCCGCUGUUUGGCGUCAGACCACUUCGUCGCUGGCUGCCGAGGCCCUGUCCGGUGCUUGGGUUGCGGCCACUCCGGCCAUCGCGAGAGGGACUGCAAGGCGCGCCAUGCUCCUGGUCAGGCUCCUCGCCUCUGCCCCCACGCGUCUCCAGCGCCUCCUGGUCAUCCUAGUGGCAUGCCUGCUUGCAAAGCGUCGCCCCCUUGCAGCGGCUUGCCUCAGGCCCAUUGACCUCCUCGCUCCUGGGCAGUGGUUGUUGCUCAGCAUGGGGACUCUGCUGCUGAUCCUGGUGAGGCUGCUGAUGAUCCCGGUGAGGCGGCUGCUGAUCCAAGCGUCGCUGCUGCUGUCUCGGGGUCGCUUCAGCCUCUUCUUGCAGCCCAGGCAGAGGCACUAGGCGCUGAGCUGCAGGCGAUGUUCGCUGCUCGUUUGGAGGAGGUGUUUCAACGUCUUCGCGAUUUGGUUGCUGUUGUGCAUGGGUGGACUAAUCAGGUCUCAAGAAUUUGCGAUCUUACGGAAGCGCUUGGUGGCAGCCUUGUCCUCGCCAAUUCCUCGCCGGGUGGGCAUGAGGACACGGGGCCUUUCGGCGCGACAGUUGGUGAGGAGACAUAUGCGGAUAUUGUGGCUGGCUGUUCAUCCGAGAUGGAUGCGCAGACCUCGGUUGCUCCUCCUGGUUUGGAUGGUGUCCUGCCCCAGAUGGUGAUCCAAGACAUGGAGAAGCAAGCCAAUGUUGCUGGUUCUAGUCCUUUGGGUGAUGGCAUGGAGUUGGCUGAGAGGCCCGCACCGCUUGGUGGCAAUGGCGUGCCACCGGGCCCGUCUUCGUCCACCUUGCUGGAUGGGUACUUGAGCAGUUUCUGCUGCUCUGAGCCGCUUUCGUUGCUCAAGGCGCCGAUCCUUGUGCAGCUUGAUUGGGGCUCCGCUUGUGCCGGAAGGCGUAGUGGACGCCUUGAAAAGAAGAAUAAGGAUUGCAGCAUUCCGACUGCCAAGCGUGCUGAGCAUAGGCGUGCUGAGCAUAGGCUAGCAGAGUCUUUCGGAGAGUUGGUAGAGGUCAAUGCUUAGUCGUGGCCGCGCGGUUCUUCGCGAGCACCCAUCUUGUUGCUUGUGUGCUCUAGAGGUUGCAGUUUCAGGUUUGGUUGGGUACAAGUUGUUUCCGAUGGUCUUGGGCCUAGGGACUCUUGUAUCUGGAUCAGAUGAUGUGCCUUGAUUGUAGUGGGGUGUGAGGUGCGCGGUCUUCGCCGGUUUUCCCUUAAUUAACCGUGCAUGUAUGGUAUUUGGGUCCGGUUUCCCUUAUUAACUGGACCACUUUCCCUCUUCCUAUAAUGCAAUGUGGGAGCUCUCCGCCCUCUGAUGAGGUUCCGUCCAAAAAUAAAUUUCCCAUUAGUGUUGAGAGAAGAAAAGAGAACUUAAUCAAUCCAUCUUGGAAGUGCAUAUAGGAAACUUGUACAUUCUCAGGUUCAAAGCACAUAUUAUUUUCCUGCUUAUCCAUAGAAUCUUAUGUAGGGAAACUAUGUGGCCGUGAUAGUGAUUGCAAGCUAGAUCCAAAAUUUCUUGCUCACAGUACUCAUGCUCAUGUUCGUGUCCGUGCAGAAAAAAUCAAGGACAGCAAUGUUGGCCUCCGUAAGCUCCCGGUGGUGGUUUCCUUGCCUGGGCUGCUGGUGCUGGCGUUCCACACGGAGCAAAAGCUAGUGUCUUCCAGGAGAAGGACAAUGAGCUGACGUUGUUCCUCCAGAUGCGCUGCCUCCGUGACAUGGAGGGCUGACCUGUUGCUGCUCUUUUCCAACAGCAACAAUGAUGUCAACAAUGGCGGUAGUGAUGGCACGAGUGGGGUGACAGGAUGGGCAGCUCGCCCAAGACGGCGCCCUGCCAAUGAUUUCCUCCACCCGAAUGCUAGGGACAAGAACGACUACAACGGAUAGGUAGUACUUAUCUGUGCUGUGACGAAUGGACUAAUGAAUUUGCUGAUUUGAUUGAUAGUUUUUUUCGUGUUCUCUGGAUGAAAUCUCAUUGUGGAUGAUUAGUUCAUUGGCUGAACUGAAACCUUGCACUCGUCUGUGUACAGGUGUUCUAUGUUUACAUUUUAGAUUUAUAUGGUGUUUCCUUAAGAUCGGAAUCACGCGUCUGCAUGUGUUGUGCAACAGUGAACUAAUUAUCCUUGUGUACUUGACCAAUUAAUAUGCAUACAUGGAUAUGAUCAAUUUGUAUCUAUGUAUGCACCUUGUAUCUACAUGAAUUCUUUUGUAUUAAAAUGUGGUGGACUUUUUGACAGUGUGGGUGCCAUUUGAGCAUUGUUGUUUGCUACCCUGUUUUUGCAUUCUGCUUUAUAGAAUAGCAAGCUCCUCUAUGAUUAUAAGUAUCAUCAUAAGGUUAUAAAUAGAGCUAUACUAUUUAUCUAUUCUUUUUUCUUGGUUCAUAAUCACUUUAUUGAUUUAAUGUGCAAUUAUAUGAUAUUUCCUUUCUUUUACUUAUAUUUCCAUCUAUCGUAACUGCAAGUUGUAGAAGCCUGAGAGCAUAGGAGGAAGCAGGCUGAUGCAUGACUGGUGGGUGGCCUUCUUCUGCGACUCUUAGGUUUUUUUGCCCUUCGACUUCCUUGCCGACCGGCUAUGAACUACAGCUCGCCUCCUGCUCCUCUCUCUCGUCGGGUGUUCAUUUCGGUGUUACCCGGUUGUUAUGGCUCCAGUAGUGUUGUUGUUGCUGAUGUGCUGGCCACGGCCUACACCAUGAUAGGAAUAUGAUAUCGACUCAGAGAGGACCAUCAUGCCCAUGGACAUGGAGAAGAAACCUGGUGCCUCAGGUCUGAGAUGGUCACAAGGCUCUCCGACUUCCUCGCCGACCGGCUAUGCAUUGUGGCUCGCCUCGGGCUUCUCUAGCUUGUUGGUUGUUUGCUCCGAUGUCACCCGGCAGUUCUGGUUCCAGCAGUGUUGUUGUUGUUGCUGCGGUGCUGGCCACAGCCUCCCAUCGCUUGUUGUAAGAAGCUACUUCAUGAUAUGAUUACGCUGUCGACUCGGAUCCAAAGAGGUCUGACAUGCGCAUGGACACAGAGGAGAGGCAAUCUGGUGCCUUGGGUCUGAGAUGGGCACAAGGCUUCUAUUAUUGGAGAACGGAAACAAGGAGCUCAAGAGCGACCUCAAGUACCUCAACAUCAACACUGCAAUGGUCGUUGUUUGUGCUGCAAUGGCUGGCUAGGAAGAAGGUGGUUAGCGGAGAAGGUGGAAGUAAAGUUGGCUUUGAAGAGCGGCAACUUUCGAGGACUGGUUGGCCAUUGGUUCUGAGUUCUGACAAGGGCAAAUGGAGAAAGUUCUGACAAGGGCAAAUGGAGAAAAUGUAGCAAAGCAUCACAGGUGCAAAAAGUAGAUGGAUGAUGCAGGUUGACUUCAUGUUGGUUUGUGUCACGUUUGAUAUCUCAUUUUGCUAGAGAAGGCCAUCAUACUAAAAAACAACACAAUAAGGGCUGAUGUUUGUGCUGCAAUGGCUGGCUAGGAAGGAGGUGGUUAGAGGAGAAGGUGGAUGGAAAGUUGGCUGGGAAGAGUGGUAACAUUUUGAGGACUGGUUAGCCAUUGGUUCUGAUAAAGGCAAAUGGAGAAAAUGUGGCAAAGCUUCACAGGCCAUCAUGCUAAGAAACAACACAAGAAGGCGCUAGAUGGAUAUGCAUGCAUGUUCUUGCUGCCGGGAAUGAUGCAGCGGACAGUGACGAGUGGCACUCGACGAUGUGGCGGCGCUAGUUAGUGCUAUCGAUGGCUAUUGUGCAUGUUUUAAUCUUGUAUUAAGAAAAUUACUACUUGAUAGAUGGCAGAAAACUAUUAGCAGUUGGUAUCAAGUUAAUUUUGGUACGAAUGAACCAAAGGGGCAAUAGCAUGAAGCAAACAUGAUUUAAAAUUUCCGCGCGAAACAAAUGCAUGCAACGUUAAAGAUA